Telopea speciosissima is the source of this 1800-nucleotide messenger RNA. RefSeq names its product UDP-N-acetylmuramoylalanine--D-glutamate ligase-like. Lineage: Eukaryota; Viridiplantae; Streptophyta; Magnoliopsida; Proteales; Proteaceae. Gene Ontology annotation, molecular function: UDP-N-acetylmuramoylalanine-D-glutamate ligase activity; ATP binding. The transcript has 13 exons. The coding region runs from base 22 to 1560 and encodes 512 amino acids. Gene Ontology annotation, cellular component: cytoplasm. The record is from RefSeq and is a predicted model, not a curated record. Gene Ontology annotation, biological process: regulation of cell shape; biosynthetic process; cell division.
ACUUGCAAAUGCCGGUAAAAAAUGAAUUCUCAGUUACUUACAAACAGCCAUAGAUUGCCAACUUCGACAAUAUUCUCUCUUGCAAGAACAAGCGUCAGCCAUACCAGGAUCCUGGAUUGUUGUUGUAUUCAAGAGAAGCAAGACCUCAAAGGCCAAACUGUUGCAGUUGUAGGGCUGGGAGUAUCUGGAAGAGCCGCUGCAAGGCUUGCUCUUGCUAGAGGUGCUUCAGUCCUAGCCAUUGACAGGAAUGAGAAUUUGGCUCCUUUGGAACAUGAUCCUCUAUUUGAGAAACAGAAUGACUUGAGAACCAUUCUUGGCUAUUGUGAUAGAGAGCUCCUAGAGGAUGUUAACAGAGUGGUAGUUUCCCCUGGGGUUCCCCUUGAAAACUAUGGUAUUUCCUCGUUAUUGCAAUCGGGAAGAUGGGUAAUGUCUGAACUGGAUUUUGCAGCAGAAGCACUUCCCCGUAGCAUCAAGGUUUUAGCAGUGACAGGGACCAAUGGAAAAUCAACUGUCACUACUUUUGCUGGACAGAUGCUUUCUCAUUUGGGUGUCAAGGCAUUUGUUGGAGGAAACCUUGGAAACCCGCUUUCAGAGGCUGCUAUUCAAUGCUUAACAUCAUCCUCUAUGGAUCCUAAGUUUCAGGUUGCUGUGGUGGAGGUUAGCAGCUAUCAAAUGGAAAUUCCAAAUACGUACUUCUGUCCGUCAGUUGGUGUGGUUCUAAACCUUACUCCUGACCAUUUAGAGAGGCACAGGACAAUGAAGAAGUAUGCCACUGCAAAAUGCCGCUUGUUCUCUCACAUGAACAACGAGAAGCUCGCUGUUAUUCCAAUUGGAAAUGAGCAUUUGAAUGAAGCUUUCAAAGAUCAUGUGAACAAAUGUAAUCUUGCUUGGAUAGGGGACUUUCCUGGUGUGAAAAUUGACUUGGAAGCAAAGAUUGCAUAUUUGAAAAUUCCCAGUACUGGGGUUGUUACCCAGCUACAGCUUGGAGCAAUGAAAGCAAUGGGGACACACAACAAUCAUAAUGCUGCAGUUGCAGCAUUUUCUAUUCUUGGAUUAGAUGUUGGAAUUAAUCCUGAAGCCAUCAGUACAACAUUAACUGCAUUGAGUGCCCCACCUCACCGGAUGCAAAUUGUACAUAGAGAUUCUCGUGGAGUAACAUGGGUAGAUGACAGCAAAGCUACAAAUGUCGAAGCGACUUAUGCUGGACUGAUGGGUCUGAGAGAGCAGAAGUCUGUGGUUCUACUUGGUGGUCUAGCAAAGGUCCUUAACACAGAAGGAUCCAAUGGUUUUGAAAAGCUAGUUGAGCCUCUUAAGUGCCAUAGAUGUGUCAUAACUUUUGGAUCUUCAGGGACAGAGAUACAGAAGACACUUUUUGCUGGUGGUCUUAGCAUUCCUUGUUUUAGGGCUAGAAGUAUGGAGAAUGCUGUCAACCUUGCAAUGAGAAUGGCAGGAUAUGGUGAUGCUAUUGUUCUUAGUCCAGGUUGUGCGAGCUUUGACGAGUUUAGAAGUUUUGAGCACAGGGGGAAGGUAUUUCAAGAACUGGCUUUCUCAUCUCAGUAGUUCUGUCUGAGCUGAGAGCCUGAGACCACUCUCCCCUAACAAGUUUUUUGAAGAAGGUAAUUUAAGUAACUGAUUGUGCAUUACCUGAACUUUGAUAGUUGAUCGAGAGAAAGAAUUAUAGUUCUAAUCAUGUUCUGUGUAUUAAGAUUUAAGAAAUCAAGAGAUUUAGCAGUUGAAAUUGAAGAUACGAAAUCUACAUCACUAAUCUUGAAAUCAAACAGAAAUCGCAUGUUUUCCAAA